UAUCUUAACCUGUCGUUAAAUUUUAACUAUGGUUUAGAGGCUAUUCAAGUUACCCAUAAUUCAGAUUUUCUGAACUUCCUCCAUAAAAAAAUAUGGCCGACUUACCUUCUGCUAAUCCAUGUAAUCAGUCUAAUGUAAAAAAAACAAGGGAAAGAAAGCCUAAUUUCUCAGAGGCUGAGAUCAGUGUCCUUCAAGAUGAAGUCGAGAAGAAUUUUGCAGUCAUUAAUGACAAAUUCGGUAGCGCAGUCAGCAAUAAAAGGAAAACAGCAGUCUGGGCAAAAAUUUCCAUGAUGGUGUCUUCUCUUGGUGUUGCCCAUAGGUCCGCCAAGGAGUGUAAAGACAAGUGGGGCAACACCAAGAAAGAGGCAAAGAAGAUGUUCUCAGUGAAGAAGAGAGACCAUGUAAAAACUGGUGGUGGACCUCAGGCUAAACCAUUGAGUGUGGCAAUAAAUAGAACAAUAGACCUGUGGAAGGACUCUGCUUCCUUCAAGGGCAUAGGAGGUGUAGAAAGCUGCAUUAUUGCUGGUGCAACUGAAGCUACAUUGCCAGAAGAUUCCGAAAUGGCAUGUACAGGAUCCCAGGAUUUGUUUGAGUCAGCUCCUGAAUGUCAAUCUGCCUCCCAGUCACUGCAACCUCCUACACCUCCUUCACCUCAGUCACCAUCAGUAAUUGCAGGGUUUAUUGGUAACCGGGGAGUACCAAUUGUAGUAAACCCGACUAGACCUGUGUUCACCUCAAAGGCUUUCUUUUCAUGGUAUAUUUUAAGUAAUCCUGGGAAGAUGUGA
Messenger RNA from Mytilus californianus (California mussel), 785 nucleotides. RefSeq lists its product as uncharacterized. The coding region runs from base 93 to 785 and encodes 230 amino acids. Gene Ontology annotation, cellular component: nucleus. Lineage: Eukaryota; Metazoa; Mollusca; Bivalvia; Mytilida; Mytilidae. The record is from RefSeq and is a predicted model, not a curated record. The transcript is spliced from 3 exons.